Messenger RNA from Hibiscus syriacus, 787 nucleotides. Its product is annotated as transcription factor bHLH35-like. The transcript has 4 exons. Gene Ontology annotation, cellular component: nucleus. The record is from RefSeq and is a predicted model, not a curated record. Gene Ontology annotation, biological process: regulation of DNA-templated transcription. Bases 1 to 684 code for a protein of 227 amino acids. Lineage: Eukaryota; Viridiplantae; Streptophyta; Magnoliopsida; Malvales; Malvaceae. Gene Ontology annotation, molecular function: DNA-binding transcription factor activity; sequence-specific DNA binding; protein dimerization activity.
AUGGAGAAUGUUGGUGAUGAGCAGACAUAUUAUUUGGAGACUCUAUUCUCCCUUCAAAACCAAGAACAUAGUUGGUACUAUGAUUCUACUUCUCCCAACGGAGCCGCCUACUCUUCCGCCUCUAAGAACCUCGUUUCCGAGCGAAAGAGGAGGAAGCAGCUUAACCAACGCCUUUUGUCCCUCAGAUCAGUUGUUCCAAAUAUCACUAAGUUGGACAAGCCUUCCAUAAUCAAGGAUGCCAUCGACUACAUCCAGCAACUACAGGAACAAGAACAACUGGCCAAAACCCAAAUCGAGAUCAUGGAGAUGGACAACAACAAUAAUCCAGACACGGAGGAGCAGCCGCCUCUUCCUCUUCUACUAGGUUCCCACAACACCAAUGUUUUCAAUUCAUCAUCUUCUCCGAUUCAACUUUUGCAGCACAAGGUGUCGCCCAUGCGAGACAACACUUUGCUGGUGAACAUAACGUGCGCUAAAAGGCCGGGCACCAUUGUUAAACUCUGUCAACUUUUUGAAUCAUUCAACCUCAAAAUUAUUACAGCAAACAUCACUGCUCUCCCUGGGACACUGUUGAACAGUACUCUGUUUAUUGAGACUGAUGAAAGGGAGAAAGAAAGAUUAAAGAUGCAGAUCGAAACAGCCAUUGCAGCAGUUAUCGAUCCACAAAGUCAGAUGAUGAGGUAGAAAUAACAUGCAAUCUAAAGAACAGUUUAAGUCUUAGUUCGUCUCUCAGUUUCAUCACCAUCACUUAUCCAUAAUAUUUGUAUGUCAUGGCGUUGCACUGCUU